AAUCGACGAUGCUGACACUUCUUUUCCUUUGAAAUUGCUCCACCACUAUACGUUGAAAUCGUUCGAUAAAUGUAAACUGUGUUCCGGAUUAGAUCUAAGCUGCACCCACGGAAAGCGAUGAACAUGGACUUGUUCGCUGUGAAGUUGGUCGCAGUCUUCGUGGCGUACCUCGAGUUUUCGGCGACUCCUGUCAGUGGUGCUAUCUCGUGCUCAUGGGAUUUCUUCUCAGCGUCAUGUACUAACUACAAGCGUCUUCAGUAUAAGGGGAGCUUCCUUACCUGCAGCUACAUGUGCGCUCUCUCGAUAGCCUCUUCAUGCUAUAAGGUUGAGAAGUAUGGAUCAUCUUGUUUGAUGUUCGACGGUCAUGCUAAGCGUGGCCUAUGCGUCAAUGGACAAUGUGUGCCUAUCCGAAACGCAACAGAAUGCUUCAAGACAAUCGUUCCCAAGAAAAAUCUAGACUGCGACCACGGUCAUGACUAUUUAUAUGACAAAAACGGACCUUUCGGCUGCCAAUACUACUGCAGUGACAGUGGGAGGCCCGCCAACCGCCCAGACAACACAACGUGCCAGAUGCCACAGACUGCCAUGGCGGGCAUAUGUGACUCAUCUGGCUACUGUACAGACACCGUAUGGAUAUCCGUGUAAUAUCCCGGAGUGAAGAGUCGGAUCCCAGGGGUAUAUGUAAAAAGCCUAGGACUGUCAAUGGGCCAUCCUUUCGUUUUUCCUUUUUUUUUUGCUCCACCAGGGCGUAGCAAGCCGACAUAGGUCUGGCUGACCUCUCCUUGCGUGGACGCCACCUCCUGUUUAUUAAACUUAUAUAUACCCCCCA
Molecule: messenger RNA, 829 nt
Organism: Ornithodoros turicata
Lineage: Eukaryota; Metazoa; Arthropoda; Arachnida; Ixodida; Argasidae
Exons: 7
Coding region: 118-645 (175 amino acids)
Source: RefSeq, a predicted model, not a curated record